Molecule: messenger RNA, 2907 nt
Organism: Calypte anna (Anna's hummingbird)
Lineage: Eukaryota; Metazoa; Chordata; Aves; Apodiformes; Trochilidae
Gene: SYCP2L
Product: synaptonemal complex protein 2 like
Exons: 29
Coding region: 1-2907 (968 amino acids)
Source: RefSeq, a predicted model, not a curated record
AUGGCCGAGGAAGAAAAAAGUGAAGAACAGAGCGGCAAGGUGAAUGGUGAUACAGAGGCCAGAACAGAAGACUUUCUCGAAUCCCUUCUCAUUGAUGCUUUUAAGGGGAAGGGAUUUCAGAAAAUAAGUGAUCUGCUUCAGGAGAGAGAAAUAGAGCCUCCUCAGAAAUACAGUGAAUCUCUCUUAAACCAGCUAGACAAAGCACUGAGAAGGGAGCUGGACAAGAAUGAAUUCCAGAAUGCUUCCCUGCUGCUGAAAUGUAUUCAGCUCUACUUAAAAAGUGAUCUUGAAGAAGGGACAAGUUUGUUUAUUGAGCAAGGACUGAUAGACAGCUUAAGGAUUAUUAACUCUUCUUCCCAGGUUUUAACUGAUUCUUUUAACUUUUACCUGGUAUCCUGGUUUGAAAGAGCAAGAGCAUUUGUAAUCCUCAUCGACCCAAAUGAGGAUAAAUUUUUGAUGUUUCUUCUUGAAGAAUUCUUUGACUCUGCAUUGGUGAUUUGCAAGUGUAGUAAUGAAGGUAAGAAAGAGCUGGUGAAUUUUUUCUUACCUGAACUAGGGAAUCUAGCAAGAGAAGAAAGUAUUUGCUGUGCUCUGCGGCAGGAGGCUUUGAGGACUCUCAACUCUAUACUUGGCAGCAUCUCACGGGAGGAGAGAAAGAAAUUCCCCCUGUCCGAGGAGAUGUGCUCCCUUUCGAAAGACCUUGCAAAAACUAUACUGGAGGCUGGUGAUUAUGACCUUCAGGUUGCCCUUUCAGAAGCACUUUGUAGGUUAAUGACAAAAAAAUGGAGGGAUGACCUUGUUCACCACUGGUUUGAAGAUAACUAUCUUGCUGAAGCUUUCAAAGAGAUCAAGGACAGAGAAUUUGAGACGGACUGCAGAAAAUUUCUUAACCAGCUAAAUGAAAGGCUUGGGAAUGAAAGAAGAGUCUAUUCAUUUCCUUGCAUAUCUGCUUUUGCUGACGUGAAUGAGGUGAAGAAGCCAUCAGAUGAGAAGCUGGAGAAGUUCUGGAUUGACUUCAAUUUAGGCAGCCAGAGUGUGACUUUCUAUGUGGACAGCAAUGAGGGUACUCUCUGGGACUCUGUGAGGCUGUCGAAAGAAGCAGUCAACCAUUACAACCUGAAGGAGGUUGAUGGAGAAAAAGUUGUUAAAAUUUACAUGAAGGUUCCAAUAAUUCUUAACAAAAUAGAAGCAACAAAAAUCAAAAUAUCUUUCAGUGCUGAGUUUGAAAUCUUGGAUAUACUUAAGAAAGUUCUUGGUGAUGAACAAAUUAUGAUAAAUGUGGAUGAAGAGGAGUCUGUCAAUAAUGGGAAGAAAGCCACGCAGAACGAAACAGGUGCCUGUGGGGCGCCCACAGGAAGGAGAAGCAUCUGUGAACCUGUGAAAGCACAGAAUGGAAAGGAAAAGUGUGUGUUUGCUUACAGCAAGAACCUUCUAACCCUGUUAGAUACCCCAGUGAUACCUGAGUCCACCAGUUCACAGGAUGGUGGGAAAGAUGCUUCAAGCUUGGAAAAUGUGGGUUCUCUAUCAGAUAACACAGCAUCGCAGCACAGCCAGCAGCCAACAGGCACUGUACCACAGAAAGCAGUUAGCUCUGAUGACACUGUGCUUACAGUAAACCUGCAGGCUGAUGUGGAAGAUGCUAACCAAGGCUCAGGGGUGUGGGAGUGCCCACGGGGUGGGCUCUUUGAAGAGAACGGGCAGCAAAGCAAGCAGGAGACUGUGAAGGGUCAUAAUUUGUCUCCGUGGGAAUCUGUGGGUCCCCAGAGCGAUAAAGAUGUCAGGGAGCUAAUAGAAGUUGGGUGUUUCAAGAUGAAACGCCUCGAUGCAGCAAAUUCCUGGGGUAAAAAUGGGAAGAACUGUGAACUCUUCCACCUGUUUGAGGAGGAAAAAGAUGUUUUUGGUUCGGUCAUUCUGCUCCCUCUAGUGUUGCCUCUGAAAAUGAGCGCCUCUUUCCUUCAAGAGGCUUUAGCUCUGUUCUUUGGUCUUCCUGUUCUUUCACUACUACGGAAAGGAGGGUAUAUUGUCACAGAAGCUAAAGGAAAGAUUCUUGGCCAGAAAUUUUCUUCACAAAGUGAGAGGAAUUAUGAAAUGGGAAACAAGAAUGAGGAAUCAAACAAGCUGGAGAGAAGGCGGCGGUCCAAUUACAGGAAACAUGUCUUCUCUGAAAGCAACAAUGAAAAUACAAGUACUGGUCAGAGUGAAAAAAGCUGGAUCCUUGACUCUCAGAAACAGUCGUUGCCAAAAUCUCUUGAUUACAGUCGAAAAAGACCGAGAGUGAGAAGCAAAUUAAAAGAUAUAUUAAGUGGCACUGUCAUAAAAAAACCUAAAUUUUCCACUUUGGAAACAAUUAAUUUGUCCCCCGUCUAUAAACCAAGGAGAGUUUUUGAUUCAGUAGAGAAGGAAGAGGAGAUCCAAACAGGUCAGGGACUGGAAUAUGAUAUGGAUGACCAUUCUUUUCCCAAGAUGGUACAUGAAGACUUCGGUGAUUCAGGGGUGGUUACUGCAUUUGAAAGCUUUGUCAGCCAACUAAAGCAAUUGUUCUGGUCCCGGUACAAAAAGAUGGAGAGCAGCACUCUGAACACCCUGAAGACUUCAGAGAAGAAUGUGUCUGCCCUGCUGAACCAGAUUCAUGAGUGCAGGCUGAGUAAGUUGGAGACCUUCCAGAAGAUUGUUGUUGAAGAGCUUGCCAGUCUUGAGAAGGAAACUCAGGUCUUGGCCAACAUGGAGAAGGAUGCAGUGGUGCGUAUGACUUCUCAAGUCCAGCCAUGUGCCCUGCCCAAAAUUCAGUCUGUUGACUCAGCCUUUGGUGAAACAGCGAAAAGUUUUGCCGGUACUAUCCAGGAUACAACGUAUGAACACCCAGUGAAGGCAGUAGAAAACAACGUGUUUGUUGUUCCUUCUGACUAG